Messenger RNA from Pteronotus mesoamericanus, 2686 nucleotides. RefSeq names its product carboxypeptidase X, M14 family member 2 (gene CPXM2). The record is from RefSeq and is a predicted model, not a curated record. The transcript has 14 exons. Gene Ontology annotation, biological process: protein processing; peptide metabolic process. Gene Ontology annotation, molecular function: zinc ion binding; metallocarboxypeptidase activity. Bases 1 to 2274 code for a protein of 757 amino acids. NCBI's taxonomy places the organism in Eukaryota, Metazoa, Chordata, Mammalia, Chiroptera, Mormoopidae.
AUGGCCCGCCAGGACGCCGCCGCACUUGCGCUGGUCCUCGUGCUCCUGGAGGUGGCCCUGGCCGGGGUAGAGGCUCAGGGAGCAGCCUUAGAGGACCCCGACUACUACGUGCAGGAGAUCUGGAGCCGGGAGCCCUACUAUGCGCGCCCGGAGCCGGAGCCCGAGUCCUUCCCACCGCCGCUGCCCGCGGGGGCCGGGGAGGAGGCGCAGGAUCUGCGCCCGUCCGAGCCCAGGACGCCCAAGAAGGCGACCAAGCCCAAGAAAGCUCCCAAGAGGGAGAAGUUGGCUCCGGAGACGCCUCCACCAGGUAAAAAUAGCAACAGAAAAGGCGUGAGAGGCAAGAGCUCUGAGAGGGCUGCCAAUGAUGAUCACAGUGUCCCCGUGGCCCACGGUGAUGUCAGAGAGGAUUGCCCACCUCUUGGCCUGGAAACCUUAAAGAUCACAGACUUCCAGCUCCACGCGUCCACAGUGAAGCGCUACGGCCUGGGGGCGCAUCGAGGGCGACUCAACAUCCAGGCAGGCAUCAAUGAAAAUGACUUUUACGACGGGGCGUGGUGCGCGGGAAGAAACGACCUCCACCAGUGGAUUGAAGUGGACGCCCGGCGGCUGACCAGGUUCACCGGUGUCAUCACUCAGGGGAGGAACUCACUGUGGCUGAGUGACUGGGUGACCUCUUAUAAGGUCAUGGUGAGCAAUGACAGCCACACGUGGGUCACUGUGAAGAAUGGAUCUGGAGACAUGAUAUUUGAAGGGAACAGUGAAAAGGAGACCCCCGUUCUCAACGAGCUGCCCGUGCCCAUGGUGGCGCGCUACAUCCGCAUCAACCCGCAGUCCUGGUUCGACAACGGGAGUGUCUGCCUGCGGAUGGAGGUCCUUGGCUGCCCGUUGCCCGAUCCAAACAACUAUUAUCACCGGCGGAAUGAGAUGACCACCACGGACGACCUGGACUUCAGGCACCACAACUACAAGGAAAUGCGCCAGUUGAUGAAAGCCGUGAGUGAAAUGUGCCCCAACAUCACCAGAAUUUACAACAUUGGCAAGAGCCACCAGGGCCUGAAGCUGUACGCUGUGGAGAUCUCCGACCACCCCGGGGAGCACGAAGUCGGUGAGCCCGAGUUCCACUACAUCGCGGGGGCCCACGGCAACGAGGUGCUGGGCCGCGAGCUGCUGCUGCUGCUGGUGCAGUUCCUGUGCCAGGAGUACCUGGCCGGCAAUGCGCGCAUCGUCCGUCUGGUGGAGGAGACGCGCAUUCACAUCGUGCCCUCCCUCAACCCCGACGGCUACGAGAAGGCCUACGAAGGGGGCUCGGAGCUGGGAGGCUGGUCCCUGGGACGCUGGACCCAUGAUGGCAUUGAUAUCAACAACAACUUUCCUGACCUCAACACGCUGCUCUGGGAGGCAGAGGACCGACAGAACACCCCAAGGAAAGUCCCCAACCACUACAUUGCCAUCCCCGAGUGGUUUCUGUCUGAGAACGCCACGGUGGCGGUGGAGACCAGGGCCGUCAUCGCCUGGAUGGAGAAGAUCCCCUUCGUGCUGGGCGGCAACCUGCAGGGGGGCGAGCUGGUGGUGGCCUACCCCUACGACAUGGUGAGGUCCCUGUGGAGGACGCAGGAGCGCACGCCCACCCCCGACGACCACGUGUUCCGCUGGCUGGCCUACUCCUACGCCUCCACGCAUCGCCUCAUGACCGACACCAGGAGGAGGGUGUGCCACACGGAGGACUUCCAGAAGGAGGACGGGACUGUCAACGGGGCUUCCUGGCACACUGCGGCCGGAAGUCUCAACGAUUUCAGCUACCUUCAUACCAACUGCUUCGAGCUGUCCAUCUACGUGGGCUGUGACAAAUUCCCGCACGAGAGCCAGCUGCCCGAGGAGUGGGAGAAUAACCGAGAAUCCUUAAUCGUGUUCAUGGAGCAGGUACAUCGUGGCAUCAAAGGCGUGGUGAGGGAUUUACAUGGAAGAGGAAUCCCAGAUGCCAUCAUCUCCGUAGAAGGCAUCAACCACGACAUCCGAACAGCCAGCGAUGGGGAUUACUGGCGUCUCCUGAACCCCGGAGAGUACGUGGUCACGGCCAAGGCAGAAGGCUUCACCUCGUCCACCAAGAACUGCAUGGUUGGCUAUGACAUGGGCGCCACGCAGUGCAACUUCACGCUCAGCAAAACCAACCUGGCCAGGAUCCGAGAGAUCAUGGAGAAGUUCGGGAAGCAGCCCGUCAGCGUGCCAGCCCGGCAGAUGAAGCUGCGGGGGCGGAAGAGACGGCAGCGUGGGUGACCUCCCAACGCUUGAGCCGCCUCCAGACCCCCCGGCAGAUUAAACCGCCCCGGUCAUAGCUCCCUAGAGGACGUGCUCCCUGUUGUUCGCUCUGUAACGCAAGAAGGCCUGGGAGAAUGGGUGUGCUGCAAGUCUGGUCCCAGGGGAGGGCUGCAGGCUCGGGGUCUUUUCUUUUCCUUGUUCCCAUGUAUCCAAAUAACUUGGGCAGAACAGCAGAGAAAGGCUGGUAGGAGUGAGCGAAUUCAGCAAGUCAAGCAGAAUGAGAGAGAGGAAGUCGCCUGCUCCGGGGCUCCUGGCUGUGCAGGAGGGGGAUCCGGUGCUGCCCCAGGUCGCGUGACAGCAGGUUCCCCGUGCAUCUGCAGCAUGCAUGGCUGACAUUGCUGUAUUCCUGGGGCCCUGCUGUCCCCAGUGU